GACAUUGGAAAAACAUGAACACCGUCAUGUGACCAGCUGUUCACAUUUCUUUUCCUUUUUCUUCUCUUUAAGUCACAAUUUUAUCUGGCAAGAGUCACGUCUUCUGUGUCUUCUUCUUCUCCCUCGUCUUCUUCAUAAAAAAUUUCAACCUUACACGUGUCGGGUCAAGACGAGUAUUGCAACAGAAAAUCUUGGUUGUACCAGUCGAUGUUUGAAGCAGCUCAGUUCAUCUGAAGAAACAUCCCUACAUUUUUAUAUACAGAGAUAAAUAACCAAAAGAAUAUAAAAAUAACCAAAAACUUGCUUAGACACACAUAUAUAUAUAUAUUUAUAUAUACAUUUAUAUUUAUAUAUAUAUAUAUAUAAAUACAUGAUGACACAAACGGAGGACGGGACCGAAAUGCAGACGAUAUUCAGCAUUUCAGAAGACGAUCAGGCAGAAGAGAUACCCUUACCUAUAACGGAAUUCAGUGUCAAUAAUAAACUACCGUGUGUCAUUCAGAUCUCGGAGAAAAACCAAGUGUUAUCUCCUCUGUUGUAUCCCUAUUUCAAUAGUCCUUUACUGGUCUACAGUGCUCGGAAGGAUAAAGUUGUUCUAUGUCGGACAACAAUGAGAUUAAAAGACGGAGCUUACCAGGAUACAGGACCGACUUUGUUUAUACCCAGCAUGUAUGAAGGUUUAUUUGAAAUAAUUCCAGCCAACGACCAGAUCAGCCAUUACGUUAGCAUAGCCGAGAUUACCGAAGUUAUGCCAAGAAAAUUCUUCACCUGUACACCGCUGAUUGGUAUGAGCAUUGUAAAGAAGGAUAACAGCAACUGCAAAUACAUCCAAAAGGGUGUGAAGGCAGGUUCAACUCUCACUAUCGACAGUAUCUUCACGGCCAAAUGGGAAACUGAAGCUGAAACGGGUUUCUUUAAAAAGACAAAAAUAAAAUACACUUUAACAGAAAAGAAAUAUCUGAAAUGUUUGGAUUCACACAAAGAAGUCGUCUACAUACCGCUGUCGGCUGAAGGCAGGUUUUACACAUUUUACGAACAAGGAAAGACUGGACGCCAUGUUGUUUAUCGUAUCAAUGAGUUUUGUAGAGAAUUUGAAUUCCCACUAAAAGUGCGACUUAUCUACGGUACUUCUCCGGUAAGAAAUGUCAAGUUCACAGAUUUGUUGACGUUGGAGAAAGUGGAGGAGAUAGAAACGAUGGUUGCUUGUAGUAUCGGUCUCGAUAAACAUCAUUUGAUUGAUAUUCCAAUAAAAACCGGCGUUUAUUUUAAACUUCAGCAUUAUGAGAAUGUCACAGAAAGCAAUGAAUCUAAUUUGGAAGCUGCUAUGGCAUUUAGCCGUAAAUAUGUGCACCAUUACCAACGUAGGAUCCGUCAGAGCAUGGAAUAUGAUGAAACAAACUAUGAUAAUUUCACCGACCAACAACAAGAUGGCGUCGAAAUGCCGCUUGAUUUACUGAAGGACUUAAGCAUUGAUAAACAUGAUGACAAAGAUGUCAAAGUAUCGAUCUCUAAUUUUGUAGAGAGCUCUGUCGUCUGAACUUUUCUAUUGAUUUGAUUAAUGAGGAAUAAAAUGGAGAGGAUAGAUGAGAAAGAAACAAUAUGAUGCCUGCUCUCUCUCUCUCUCUCUCUCUCUCUCUCUCUCUCUCUCUCUC
This is a messenger RNA of Octopus bimaculoides (California two-spot octopus), 1652 nucleotides long. RefSeq lists its product as uncharacterized. Lineage: Eukaryota; Metazoa; Mollusca; Cephalopoda; Octopoda; Octopodidae. The record is from RefSeq and is a predicted model, not a curated record.